Prionailurus viverrinus (fishing cat) is the source of this 3235-nucleotide messenger RNA. RefSeq names its product sodium/potassium-transporting ATPase subunit alpha-2. Lineage: Eukaryota; Metazoa; Chordata; Mammalia; Carnivora; Felidae. Gene Ontology annotation, molecular function: P-type sodium:potassium-exchanging transporter activity; ATP hydrolysis activity; ATP binding. The transcript is spliced from 23 exons. The record is from RefSeq and is a predicted model, not a curated record. Gene Ontology annotation, cellular component: membrane. The coding region runs from base 114 to 3176 and encodes 1020 amino acids. Gene Ontology annotation, biological process: sodium ion export across plasma membrane; proton transmembrane transport; intracellular potassium ion homeostasis.
CUGCCUGCUCUGUCUGUUUGCCGGGGUCUCUGGCCGUCCCAGACCAGAGGUGUGAGCUUGGGAUCCUCUUGGUGACCUCUCCUGUCUAGUCCCCCCAGCCACUCUGCCCCAAGAUGGGCCGCGGGGCCGGUCGUGAGUACUCGCCCGCGGCCACCACGGCGGAGAAUGGAGGCGGCAAGAAGAAGCAGAAAGAGAAGGAGCUGGAUGAGUUGAAGAAGGAGGUGGCCAUGGACGACCACAAGCUGUCCUUGGAUGAGCUGGGCCGCAAAUACCAAGUGGACCUCUCCAAGGGCCUCACCAACCAGCGGGCCCAGGACAUUCUGGCUCGGGAUGGGCCCAACGCCCUCACCCCGCCCCCGACCACCCCUGAGUGGGUCAAGUUCUGUCGCCAGCUCUUUGGGGGCUUCUCCAUCCUGCUGUGGAUCGGGGCCAUUCUCUGCUUCCUGGCCUACGGCAUCCAGGCCGCCAUGGAGGAUGAACCAUCCAAUGACAACCUCUACCUGGGCGUGGUGCUGGCAGCCGUGGUCAUCGUCACCGGCUGCUUCUCCUACUACCAGGAGGCCAAGAGCUCCAAGAUCAUGGAUUCCUUCAAGAACAUGGUGCCUCAGCAAGCCCUGGUGGUGCGGGAAGGAGAGAAGGUGCAGAUCAACGCGGAGGAGGUGGUGGUGGGAGACCUGGUGGAGGUGAAGGGCGGAGACCGCGUGCCCGCGGACCUCCGGAUCAUCUCUUCGCACGGCUGCAAGGUGGAUAACUCAUCUCUAACAGGCGAGUCGGAGCCCCAGACCCGCUCCCCCGAGUUCACCCACGAGAACCCCCUGGAGACUCGUAAUAUCUGUUUCUUCUCUACCAACUGUGUGGAAGGCACGGCCAGGGGCAUCGUGAUUGCCACAGGCGACCGGACAGUGAUGGGCCGCAUAGCCACGCUGGCCUCAGGCCUGGAGGUCGGGCGGACGCCCAUCGCCAUGGAGAUCGAACACUUCAUCCAGCUGAUCACGGGGGUGGCCGUGUUCCUGGGGGUCUCCUUCUUCGUGCUCUCCCUCAUCCUGGGCUACAGCUGGCUGGAGGCGGUCAUCUUCCUCAUCGGCAUCAUCGUGGCCAAUGUGCCCGAGGGGCUGCUGGCCACUGUCACCGUGUGUCUGACCCUGACCGCCAAGCGCAUGGCGCGCAAGAACUGCCUGGUGAAGAACCUGGAGGCGGUGGAGACGCUGGGCUCCACCUCCACCAUCUGCUCGGACAAGACGGGGACCCUCACCCAGAACCGCAUGACCGUCGCCCACAUGUGGUUCGACAACCAGAUCCAUGAGGCCGACACCACCGAAGAUCAGUCCGGGGCCACUUUUGACAAGCGAUCCCCCACGUGGACGGCCCUGUCUCGGAUUGCCGGCCUCUGCAACCGCGCUGUCUUCAAGGCCGGGCAGGAGAACAUCUCUGUGUCGAAGCGGGACACAGCCGGCGACGCCUCCGAGUCAGCUCUGCUCAAGUGCAUCGAGCUGUCCUGCGGCUCCGUGAGGAAGAUGAGGGAUAGAAACCCCAAGGUGGCGGAGAUCCCCUUCAAUUCCACCAACAAGUACCAGCUGUCUAUCCACGAGCGGGAAGACAGCCCCCAGAGCCACGUGCUGGUGAUGAAGGGAGCCCCGGAGCGCAUCCUGGACCGGUGUUCCACCAUCUUGGUGCAGGGCAAGGAGAUCCCUUUGGACAAGGAAAUGCAAGACGCCUUUCAGAACGCCUACAUGGAGCUGGGCGGGCUGGGGGAGCGCGUGCUAGGGUUUUGUCAGCUGAAUCUGCCCUCUGGGAAGUUCCCUCGAGGAUUCAAAUUUGACACAGACGAGCUGAACUUUCCCACGGAGAAGCUCUGCUUCGUGGGGCUCAUGUCCAUGAUCGACCCUCCCCGGGCUGCCGUGCCGGACGCCGUGGGCAAGUGUCGCAGUGCGGGCAUCAAGGUGAUCAUGGUGACUGGGGACCACCCGAUCACAGCCAAGGCCAUUGCCAAAGGUGUGGGCAUUAUAUCAGAGGGCAAUGAGACUGUGGAGGACAUCGCCGCCCGGCUCAACAUUCCUGUCAGCCAGGUCAACCCCAGAGAAGCCAAGGCGUGCGUCGUGCACGGCUCGGACCUGAAGGACAUGACGUCGGAGCAGCUGGACGAGAUCCUCAGGAACCACACGGAGAUCGUGUUCGCGCGGACGUCCCCGCAACAGAAACUCAUCAUCGUGGAGGGCUGUCAGAGGCAGGGGGCCAUCGUGGCGGUGACGGGGGACGGCGUGAACGACUCCCCCGCGCUGAAGAAGGCUGACAUCGGCAUCGCCAUGGGCAUCUCGGGCUCCGACGUGUCGAAGCAGGCCGCCGACAUGAUCCUGCUGGACGACAACUUCGCCUCCAUCGUCACGGGCGUGGAGGAGGGCCGCCUCAUCUUUGACAACCUGAAGAAAUCCAUCGCGUACACCCUGACCAGCAACAUCCCCGAGAUCACCCCCUUCCUGCUCUUCAUCAUCGCCAACAUCCCCCUGCCUCUGGGCACCGUGACCAUCCUCUGCAUCGACCUGGGCACAGACAUGGUCCCGGCCAUCUCCCUGGCCUACGAGGCGGCUGAGAGUGACAUCAUGAAGCGGCAGCCCAGGAACCCUCAGACGGACAAGCUGGUGAAUGAGAGGCUCAUCAGCAUGGCCUACGGACAGAUCGGGAUGAUCCAGGCACUGGGUGGCUUCUUCACCUACUUUGUCAUCCUGGCGGAAAAUGGUUUCCUGCCAUCACGGCUGCUGGGAAUCCGCCUGGACUGGGACGACCGGUCCAUGAACGACCUAGAGGACAGCUACGGACAGGAGUGGACCUACGAGCAGCGGAAGGUGGUGGAGUUCACCUGCCACACGGCCUUCUUUGCCAGCAUCGUGGUCGUGCAGUGGGCCGACCUCAUCAUCUGCAAGACCCGCCGUAACUCGGUCUUCCAGCAGGGCAUGAAGAACAAGAUUCUGAUUUUUGGGCUCCUGGAGGAGACAGCGCUGGCGGCCUUCCUGUCCUACUGCCCGGGCAUGGGUGUGGCCCUCCGCAUGUACCCACUCAAGGUCACUUGGUGGUUCUGUGCCUUCCCCUACAGCCUCCUCAUAUUCAUCUACGAUGAGGUCCGAAAGCUCAUCCUGCGGCGGUAUCCCGGCGGCUGGGUGGAGAAGGAGACGUACUACUGAGCCGCCUGAAGAAGGACCAGGGUCAAGGGCGCCUGGAGGGGGCUGGGGGUGGUGGUGCA